This is a messenger RNA of Corylus avellana, 1499 nucleotides long. RefSeq names its product O-Glycosyl hydrolases family 17 protein. Gene Ontology annotation, molecular function: hydrolase activity, hydrolyzing O-glycosyl compounds. Lineage: Eukaryota; Viridiplantae; Streptophyta; Magnoliopsida; Fagales; Betulaceae. The record is from RefSeq and is a predicted model, not a curated record. Gene Ontology annotation, biological process: carbohydrate metabolic process.
GAAAAAAAAAAUUGUCACAAGUAUCAGUGGCUUCCUCUGCACUCUGAGACCCUGGAUAUAAACAGUGUGAAGAGGAGGGAGAGGGAGGAUUGUGGGUGUUGGGCAGUGCAUUCCACUUCUCUUCUGCCCGGCGAUGAUGUUUGCAACACAAAUGAUGAAGACACAAAUCUUGCUCCUUCACCUCUUCUUUCUCUGUUCCCAUGCUCUUACUGGUGCAGGUCAAGAAUCUGUUCAACUUUUAAACCUUUAUGAGGCAAACCCGGAGGUCUUCCAAGCAUCCUCUCACUCUGCUCUUCCAAUAGCAGUUUCUGUGGGUGCUGAAAACCUCAAUGAGGUCUCAAGCAGUGUUUUAAUGGCUGAAACGUGGCUCAGGACCCAUGUUUUAUCUCACUACCCGGCCGCCAAAAUCACCACCAUUGUUGCGGGUAACACUGUGCUUUGCAACAGAGGCCAAGAGCACAAGUUGGAAUUGGUCCUCCCAUCUCUCAAGAACAUUUAUCACUCUCUGACAAGGUGGGGUUUGGAGAAAGAAAUCAAAGUCUCUGCUGCUUUCUCUUCCAACUGCUUGCACCCAUACUCUGCUUUUUACAGAGAUGAUUUGGCUGAGAAAGUCAUUAAACCUCUGCUAGAGUUUCUGCAGAAUACCAACUCAACUUACUCAGUGAACCCACCUCCAAAUUUCUCUCCAUUGUCAGAUGAAAGUGUUGGCUUAGUGUCUUCUCACUCAGAGUCAAUCGUAAAGCUUGGAUUUUUUGAGCUAAAAAAUAUUAAUGUGUUGGCCUUCAGUCCAAAAGAGGAAAAAUCCAUGAGCAGGAAGCUCUCGUUCGUUGCCUACUCUGUCCCUGCCAAUAUUGCCAAAAAUCCGCACCCCCCACUUUCCCAAAUAGCUUCUCCGCCAUCAUUGACAAUCCCUUUUGCUCCAGAGAUGCCUCCAGUUAUGGAUCCAGCGAAUCCACCUUUCGGUUUCACGUUGCCUCCCUGUAAUCCAUCUUCUCCCAGCGCUCCGGCACCAGAAACAGGAGUGAUCCAGAAGCUUUGGUGUGUGGCUAAGCCUAGUGUUCCUGCAGAGACACUGCAAGAGGCAAUGGACUAUGCCUGUGGUGCAGGUGGUGCUGCUUGUGACGAGAUUCAGCCACAUGGCAACUGUUACAAUCCUGAUACUAUUGUUGCACAUGCUUCUUACGCCUUCAAUAGUUACUGGCAGAAGCACAAGAGGAGCGGAGGAACUUGUAGCUUUGGAGAGACUGCCAUGCUAAUCAACGCUGACCCAAGUUUUCUUCACUGUCGGUUUGUUCUCAACUAGAUGCAGUAAUGGAAGCCUCAAGGGAGAUUGUUAGGGUUGUUUUGUUACCGUUAACAUGGGAAUUAUGGUUCCAAGGUGACUUUGUUGUUUUGUUCCCUUUAUCCUAGUGAUAAGUAUAGUUUAGAUUGGGUCUAUGCACAAAAAGAAAGCCUCUUUUGACUUCUAUCCUAGAAAUAUUUAUACUGCUUAUGCUCUA